GACGUCAUCGGGGGCGUGGCUGUCCCCAAAAUUGGGGAGGAAGGGAAAAAAAGCUAGAAAAAGUUUCUACUUUCCUCGAGUCCCAAACGAGGUCUGGGACGGGAAGGAGGAGGGGGCGUCAAAGACACAGGCCCACGGCUUUGUGGGACCCUGACUCCUGUCAGGAGUCUCCCCAUUCUAGGCCAUGUCGGGGCCCACCUGGCUUCCUCCAAAGCAGCCAGAGCCUGCCAGGGCUCCUCAGGGGAGAGCACUCCCCCGAGGUGCCCCAGGGCCACCACCAGUCCACGGAACAGCACUCCAGCCCCACCCUAGAGCCAGUUUUUGCCCCCUCCCAUCUGAGCAGUGUUACCAGCCCCCUGGGGGACCGGAAGAUCGGGGGCUGGCCUGGGUGGGGUCCCAUGGACCACCCCAGCGUUCCCAGGGGCUCACUCCAGACCGGGGGUGCCUGCGCCCAGGAAGUCUGGAUGCAGAAAUAGAUUCGCUGACCAGUAUGCUGGCUGAGCUGGAUGGGGGUCGUGGUCAUGCGCCACGGCGGCCAGACCGACAGGCUUAUGAGCCCCCUCAGCUACCUGCCUAUUGCCCAGGCUCCCUGAAGCCCAACGGAGGAGGGGGUGUUCCACCCCCUCUGCUCCCAUCAUCCCCCUAUGGGGGCCCCACUCCAGCUUCCUAUGCUACUGCCAGCACCCCAGCCGGCCCUGCCUUCCCUGUGCAAGUAAAGGUGGCCCAACCAGUGAGAGGCUGUGGGCCGCCCAGGCGGGGGGCCUUUCAGGCCUCAGGGCCUCUCCCAGGCUCCCACUUUCCUCUCCCAGGCCGAGGUGAAGUCUGGGGGGCUGGCUAUCGGAACCCCCGUGAGCCAGGGACAGGGGGGAAAGAAGAGGCUGCAGGGGUCCCUGGCCCUGGAGGAGGAGGAAGAGGAGGCGGGCAUGGACCCCAGCCUCCUAGAGGAGGUGAUCCUCACCUACAGGUUUCCCUGAGUCAGCCUCCAGAGGAAGAACUGGAGAGGCUGACUAAGAAGUUGGUGCACGACAUGAACCACCCACCCAGCGGGGAAUACUUUGGCCGAUGUGGUGGCUGUGGAGAAGAUGUGGUUGGGGAUGGAGCUGGGGUUGUGGCCCUGGACCGUGUCUUCCAUGUUGGCUGCUUCGUGUGUUCCACAUGCCAGACCCAGCUCCGGGGUCAGCACUUCUAUGCUGUGGAGAGAAGAGCAUACUGCGAAAGCUGCUAUGUGGCCACCCUGGAAAAAUGCUCCACAUGCUCCCAACCCAUCCUAGACCGGAUCCUGCGGGCUAUGGGGAAGGCCUACCACCCUGGCUGCUUCACGUGUGUGGUGUGCCACCGAGGCCUGGAUGGCAUCCCCUUCACCGUGGAUGCAACCAGCCAGAUCCACUGCAUUGAGGACUUCCACAGGAAGUUUGCCCCACGAUGCUCAGUGUGUGGUGGAGCCAUCAUGCCUGAGCCAGGUCAGGAGGAGACUGUGAGAAUUGUUGCUCUGGAUCGAAGUUUUCACAUUGGCUGUUACAAGUGCGAGGAAUGUGGGCUGCUGCUGUCCUCAGAAGGAGAAUGUCAGGGCUGCUACCCACUGGAUGGACACAUCUUGUGCAAAGCCUGCAGUGCCUGGCGCAUCCAAGAGCUCUCAGCCACUGUCACCACUGACUGCUAAGUCGUCUUACAAGCACCUGCUGUGAUCUCAGUCCCCAUCCAUCACCUUCCCUGACAUCUGCCUUUUCAACGUUGUCACCAAAUGCUUUUUUUUUUUUGGUCUGCAAUCAUGAAAUAAUAGUCCCUCAAGAGUUUACAAAACA
Octodon degus (degu) is the source of this 1802-nucleotide messenger RNA. It is a transcript of the gene Trip6, whose product is annotated as thyroid hormone receptor interactor 6. The record is from RefSeq and is a predicted model, not a curated record. The transcript is spliced from 9 exons. NCBI's taxonomy places the organism in Eukaryota, Metazoa, Chordata, Mammalia, Rodentia, Octodontidae. Bases 185 to 1660 code for a protein of 491 amino acids. Gene Ontology annotation, biological process: positive regulation of non-canonical NF-kappaB signal transduction.